This is a messenger RNA of Leptonychotes weddellii (Weddell seal), 2856 nucleotides long. The record is from RefSeq and is a predicted model, not a curated record. Lineage: Eukaryota; Metazoa; Chordata; Mammalia; Carnivora; Phocidae.
AUGUGGAAACCGGGACUUCAAACAGUAGUUCAGCUCUAAGGAGAUGGAUCGGUACCUACUCCUUGUGAUCUGGGGAGAAGGAAAAGUCCAGUACGCAGCGGGUGGGGAAGUGGAGCAUGGGCCUGGGGAGUUUUCCGUGGAGGGUACCGAGAAGCUGCCGGACUUAACAGCAGCAAAUGUUUAUCAUCUCCUGAAAAGAAGCAUUAGUGCUUCAAUGAAUCCAGAAGAUAGUACUUUUCCCGCCUGUUCGGUAGGCGGUAUACCUGGUUCCAGGAAGUGGUUCUUUGCAGUGCAGGCAAUAUGUGGAUUUUAUCAGUUUUGCAGUUCUGACUGGGAAGAGAUACAUUUUGGUAUGGAAAAAGAUGAAAUUGAAGAUGUUCUUCAAACAAAUAUCGAAGAAUGUUUGAAUGCUGAGUGUUUUGAGGAAGAAGAUAGUAAUAGCAGAGAAUCAUUAUUCUUGGCUGACCUAUAUGAAGAAUCUGCAGAAAAUUUGCAUCAGCUGUCCGAUAAACUUCCUGCUCCUGGUAGAGCAAUGAUAGAUAUAAUACUGUUGCCUUCUGACAAAGAUCCUCCUAAAUUGAAAGACUGUCUGCCUACUGUGGGAGCACUAAAACAUUUGAAGGAAUGGUAUUCAGCAAAGAUUACUAUAACAGGAAAUCAUUGUGAAAUGAAUUGUCAGAAAAUUGCAGAAUACCUCUCUGCUAAUGUUGUAUCUUUAGAGGAUCUCAAAAAUGCUAUUGACUCAAAGGAAUUAUGGAGGGGAAAGAUUCAGAUAUGGGAAAGAAAGUUUGGAUUUGAAAUUAGUUUUCCUGAAUUUUGUUUAAAGGGAGUCACACCUAAGAAUUUUGGUACAUCUAAUUUAAAUCCUUGCAUUCUUGCCAAAAGGGUAAUACCAUCAAAGGAUAAGAACAUUUUACCGAAGGUUUUCCAUUAUUAUGGCCCUGCUUUAGAAUUUGUGCAGAUGAUAAAAUUAUCAGAUCUACCCUCCUGCUAUAUGUCGGACAUUGAAUUUGAGUUAGGGUUGACAAAAAACAAUACCAAACAGAAUUCCAUGUUGUUGUUGGAGCAGAUUUCUUCUUUGCGUGUUCCAGAUGUUGAAGUGAAAGGAGAGUGUUCUAGCUAUUAUCUCCUGUUACAAGGUAAUGGCAAUAGAAAAUGUAAAGCCACAUUGAUUCACUCAGCCAACCAGAUCAAUGGCUCAUUUGCACUCAGUUUAAUUCAUGGAAAGAUGAAAGCAAGGACAGAAGAAGCCAAACUGAGCUUUCCUUUUGACUUCUUGUCACUUCCACAUUUUUCUGGCGAGCAACUUAUACAGAGAGAGAAACAGUUAGCUAAUGUUCAAGCUUUGGCUUUGAGAGAAUGUCUGAAAAGGAGAAAGUUGGCAAAGCAGCCUGAAGUAGUUUCAGUUGAUGAACUCAAAAGUCUAUUAAUACUCACAAGGGAACGCUUUUUAGAUCGUUUUGAUGCCUUUAUUCCUAAAACAAUUCCAAUAAAGACAGACAAAAUUAAAACCUCCAAUAUGUUAAAUGACACCAGUUCAGUAGAACCUACUUCUUCAAAUCUAACGGAAACGAACUCUUUGGAAUGGCCAGAAAGGCAUGUUCUUCAAAAUUUGGAAAGUUUUGAAAAAGCUAAACAAAAAAUGAGAACUGGUUCAUUACCUCGUUCAUCUGAACAGUUGCUGGGUCACAAAGAGGGUCCACGGGACUCGAUCACAUUAUUGGAUGCUAAAGAAUUACUAAAAUUCUUUACCUCAGAUGGGUUACCAAUUGGAGAUCUUCAGCCUUUACAGAUCCAAAAGGGGGAAAAGACUUUUAUUCUGACACCGGAACUUAGUCCUCGGAAACUUCAGGGUUUACCUUUUGAAAAAGCCUCAGUGUGUCAUUAUCAUGGGAUUGAAUAUUGCUUGGAUGACCAAAAAGCAUUAGAAAGAGAUGGGGGAUUUUCUGAACUUCAGUCUCGUCUUAUCCGUUACGAAACCCAAACCACCUGCACCAGAGAAAGUUUUCCGGUACCCACUGUGUUGAGCCCUCUUCCAUCACCUGCCGUCUUGUCAGAGCCUGGAAGUGUCCCUGAUGGAGAAGCCUUACAAAGCGAGCUCCGAACUGAAGUAUCUCGACUGAAAAGGAGAUCAAAAGAUCUGAACUGCCUUUAUCCACAAAAAAGACUUGUGAAGUCUGAAAGUUCAGAUUCUCUUCUUUCUCAAACAAGUGGCAAUACUAAUCAUCAUCAUCAUGCAGUGACAUCCAGAAAACCCCGAGCAGAGCGAUCAUUAUCUGUGACUUGUCCAUCAGUUCCAGUUCUAAGCUAUGAAACUCCAAAAGUCACUACAAAGGCCAGUUCAGGUCAAAAAAGUGUGCAUGGAUCAAAAACAUCAAGGCAAAUUAAGGAAUCAAGAUCACAGAAACACACACGGAUACUGAAAGAGGUAGUUACGGAAACCCUGAAGAAACACAGCAUUACUGAGGCCCAUGGAUGUUUCACUGCAUGCAGCCAACGUCUCUUUGAGAUCUCCAAGUUCUAUCUGAAGGAUCUUAAAACUUCAAGGGGUCUAUUUGAAGAAAUGAAGAAAGCAGCAAACAACAAUGCUGUACAGGUGAUUGAAUGGGUAUUAGAAAAGACAAGCAAGAAAUAACACGGAAUCUUUCUCUUUGGACAAUUAUAAAUUGGGCAGAGCUAUUAUUUGCUACUUCCUUAGUUUGAAAAUUAUAAACAAAUUUCAAACUUUAUUAAAAGAAUAGAUAUUACAUCUCUAAAGAAUUUCAUAAAUAUCCAAUAUUUAUAUAGUCUUGAGGAUGCUCAUUUAAUGUGUUCUUUAAUUGUAUACUUAUUUUAUAGUUUCACUAUAUUUUAAUU